CCCCAUCGUCGUCCGCGACAUUGUCCUCCUUCAUUCGCCGUGAUGCUCAGAAAAUCCCUCAACAAGGGCCUUCGCGCGUCGUCCGCGAGGUCCUUCCACUCGUCUGCCCCCGCGCGCAGAGUCGUCGCGACGAACCCGGUCAAGGCACAGGAGGUCCAGUCUUUUGGGAAGUACCCUCUGAUCGAACACGAGUACGAUGCCAUCGUCGUGGGAGCUGGCGGUGCCGGUCUGCGGGCAGCAUUCGGUUUGGCGGAGGCCGGCUUCAACACGGCGUGUAUCACCAAACUCUUCCCCACCCGUAGUCACACUGUCGCGGCUCAGGGUGGUAUCAACGCUGCGCUCGGAAACAUGACCGAGGACGACUGGCGAUGGCACAUGUACGAUACGGUCAAGGGCUCCGACUGGCUUGGUGACCAAGAUGCUAUCCACUACAUGUGUCGCGAGGCUCCUCACACUGUCAUUGAGCUCGAGCACUUCGGUGUCCCCUUCUCAAGAACGAAAGAGGGCAAGAUCUACCAACGUGCCUUUGGUGGUCAGUCCCUCAAAUUCGGCAAGGGUGGCCAGGCCUACCGUUGCGCUGCAGCGGCCGACCGUACCGGCCACGCUCUCCUUCACACCCUCUAUGGCCAGUCCCUUCGUCACAACACCAAUUUCUUCAUCGAGUACUUCGCGCUCGACCUGAUCAUGGAGAACGGCGAGUGCGUCGGUGUCAUAGCGCUCAACAUGGAGGACGGCACUCUUCACCGCUUCCGUGCGCACAAGACCGUGCUCGCCACCGGUGGCUACGGCCGCGCGUACUUCUCGUGCACGAGUGCGCACACCUGCUCGGGUGAUGGUAACGCCAUGGUCGCCCGCGCCGGUCUCCCUCUGCAGGACCUUGAGUUCGUGCAGUUCCACCCUACCGGUAUCUACGGUGCCGGCUGUCUUAUCACAGAGGGUUCUCGUGGCGAGGGUGGAUACCUUCUCAACUCGGAGGGUGAGCGGUUCAUGGAGCGUUACGCGCCGACGGCAAAGGAUCUCGCGUCCCGCGACGUCGUUUCGCGUUCCAUGACCAUCGAGAUCCGCGAGGGUCGUGGUGUUGGUCCCGAGAAAGACCACAUCUACCUCCAGCUCAGCCAUCUCCCUCCGGAGAUCCUCCACGAGCGUCUCCCCGGUAUCUCUGAGACGGCAGCGAUCUUCUCGGGAGUCGACGUCACGAAGGAGCCGAUCCCCGUCCUGCCCACCGUGCACUACAACAUGGGCGGUAUCCCCACGCGCUAUACUGGCGAGGUCAUCACCGUUGACGAGAACGGCAAGGACAAGGUCGUCCCUGGCCUGUACGCCGCGGGUGAGGCCGCUUGCGUGUCCGUUCACGGUGCGAACCGUCUCGGCGCGAAUUCGCUUCUCGACAUCGUCGUCUUUGGCCGCGCGUGCGCGCACCACAUCAAGGAGACGCUGACUCCCGGCAAGCCCCACAAGGAGAUCCCAGCUGAGGCUGGCCUCCAGAGCGUCAAGUUCCUCGACCAGAUUCGCAAGUCGGACGGCCCUCUGCCCACUGCGAAGAUCCGGCUGGACAUGCAGAAGGCCAUGCAGGCCGAUGCGGCUGUUUUCCGUACUCAAGAGACCCUCGAUGAGGGUGUCCAGAAGCUCCGCAAGAUCUACAAGAGCUUCGACCAGGUCGGCAUCAAGGACAGGAGUAUGAUUUGGAACUCUGACCUCGUUGAGACCCUCGAGCUGCGCAACAUCCUCCAGUGCGCCGUUCAGACGAUCACCGCCGCCGCUGCCCGCAAGGAGUCGCGUGGUGCGCAUGCCCGUGAGGACUUCCCCGAGCGUGACGACGAGAAGUGGAUGAAGCACACCCUCACGUGGCAGCGCGACGUCAGCUCGCCCGAGGUCGACAUCAAGUACCGUGGCGUGAUCCACAACACGCUCGACGAGAACGAGUGCAAGUCGGUCCCGCCCUUCAAGCGUGUCUACUAAGCGGUUCGCUCUUGAUGCCGCAGCAGCGAACGUUGUUGGGUCUUGAAAUCCGUUCUGGCCGUUGUGGGUUCGCAAGCCCCGCUCUUCCAUUAUCUCGCACUGUCUCCGAUAGCAGCAUCAGACAAUAUCAUAAUUGUUGUAAAUGAGCGUGCUCCGGGCAGGGGUUUGCGUUGAACCUGACUUGUAAGCGGGCUUAUGUGUGAUGGAACACCGUGAGAACGGGUGGGAAUGCUUAUACUGAACGCCCAUCGCCGCCCAGCUUGGACCUAUAGUAAUGUUUUGUCAAAGUCAGUGCCUAAAGCUCUGUAAUCCGUUACGUCAGCUCACACAGUCAAUGAAAUUGCACCUUCAA
Messenger RNA from Dichomitus squalens LYAD-421 SS1, 2311 nucleotides. RefSeq names its product succinate dehydrogenase. The record is from RefSeq and is a predicted model, not a curated record. Gene Ontology annotation, molecular function: flavin adenine dinucleotide binding; succinate dehydrogenase (quinone) activity; electron transfer activity. Gene Ontology annotation, biological process: tricarboxylic acid cycle; mitochondrial electron transport, succinate to ubiquinone. Bases 43 to 1959 code for a protein of 638 amino acids. Lineage: Eukaryota; Fungi; Basidiomycota; Agaricomycetes; Polyporales; Polyporaceae. The transcript has 11 exons.